This is a messenger RNA of Sorex fumeus (smoky shrew), 607 nucleotides long. It is a transcript of the gene HRK, whose product is annotated as harakiri, BCL2 interacting protein. Bases 126 to 401 code for a protein of 91 amino acids. The record is from RefSeq and is a predicted model, not a curated record. The transcript is spliced from 2 exons. Gene Ontology annotation, cellular component: mitochondrion. NCBI's taxonomy places the organism in Eukaryota, Metazoa, Chordata, Mammalia, Eulipotyphla, Soricidae. Gene Ontology annotation, biological process: positive regulation of apoptotic process.
CCGGGAGAAACUUGGUGUCCAGGGGCGGCCCCCGGCGGCUGGAGCGCGGCGCGGGCGGGCGCGGAGGCCGGAGGGAGCCGAGGCGAGGGGCGGCCCGAGCGCGGGGAGGACCCGGCGAGCCGGUCAUGUGCCCGUGCCCCCUGCACCGCGGCCGCGGGCCCCCGGCCGUGUGCGCCUGCAGCGCGGGCCGCCUGGGGCUGCGCUCGGCGGCCGCGCAGCUCACGGCCGCGCGGCUCAAGGCGCUGGGCGACGAGCUGCACCAGCGCACGAUGCGGCGGCGCCGCGCGCGGGGUCGGGGGGCGCGGGCGCCCGGCGCGCUCCGCUCCUACUGGCCCUGGCUGUGCGCGGCCGCGCAGGUGGCGGCGCUGGCGGCCUGGCUGCUCGGCAGGCGGAACUUGUAGGAGCGCGGGGCUGCGUGGAGGGGCCGGAGCCGAGACCCAGCUGGAGCGAGCAACAGGUUGGUGCAACCCCUGUGUUCUUGGAGAAAGCUGGUUCCCGUUUUCCUGAGGGGAAGCCCAGAGCUGGAAGGGCGGCGGUUGGCACUUCGAGGAGGAAGUGGAGGCUCAGCCGGCGCCUGGAGUGAGGGCAGAAAGGUGGUGGCUGGGGC